Dentiscutata erythropus is the source of this 1357-nucleotide messenger RNA. NCBI's taxonomy places the organism in Eukaryota, Fungi, Glomeromycota, Glomeromycetes, Diversisporales, Gigasporaceae. The record is from the annotation of a GenBank genome assembly.
AUGCUAGAGGAUAAAUCAUACGCACAUAUCGUUUCAUGGGGAGUGACCGGUGAUACAUUUGUCGUUCACGAUCCUACAGAAUUUGCCAAAACAAUAUUGCCACAACAUUUUAAACAUAAUAACAUGGCAAGUUUUGUUAGGCAGUUAAAUAAAUAUGAUUUCCACAAGAUAAAAAGUAACGAUGACGAAAUAAGACCUUAUAGCGAACAGGCUUGGGAGUUUCAGCAUCCAAAAUUCCAACUUAACCGUAGAGAUUUAUUAGAAGAUAUAAAGCGUAAAGUUCCAACGCCACGCAAUAGACCAACACAAAAAGAUAAAAAUAAAUCUGAUGAGCAACAAGUAACUGAUGAAUCUUCACCGGAUGAUGGAACAAGCGGUUGCAGUACUGCUGGAAAUUCGGUAGCACCUGCGCCUCAAAGCAUCCACCAAGAUCUACAUUCACAAGUGGAAAAUCUUACCGAAUUGCAUGCCGAUUUGACAGGACAAGUCAGUGCUUUAUCAAGAAAUUGUGGAUCUAUAUUAGAAGAAAUAAUUACUUUUAGACGAAAUCUUGCUGCGCAAGAUGCCUUACUAAGUAAUUUGUAUCAGAUUCUGACCCAACAAUUAAGUCAAGAUCGAUCUCAAGAUCGUCUAUUUCACAACGAUUCGACUUCGCGUAACUCUUCAAUAUCUUUAAAUGUACAAUCCUCAUCUUCGCCUAAUGAGCAUUAUAAUAAUAGUAGAUCAGCUUCUACAUCUGAUAUGACGUCUUCAAUUUUGCACCUUUCAGGAAAUUUGGUUUCUCGCAAUAUUGAAGACGUUCAUUCCAAUUUUAAUCUAAUGGGUGCAUCUGACAGAAUGCAAUCUCAUCAUACUCAACAAUUACCUGUUUCUCCAACUUCACCAUCAUCAACAACAAGACCAUUAUUGCCUACAUUGUCAUCCUCAACAAUUUAUUCCCCCAUAAAUUUAUCUGAUGAUAUAAGCAAUGAUCAAACAAUUUUAUCCUUAAAUAGCCCUGUAAAUUAUAAAUCUUCAAUAUCGAUUGAUAUGAGUCAAGUAAAUACUGCAAAUAUUCCUGUUAAUUUUAAUCUUCAAACUGGGACAAUAGCCACAUCUCCGAUUAGUCUGGAAACACAAUCGACAUAUUCUCAACAAUUCACUUCUUCAAUAGGUGCAUUCGAUACAUCACAUAUAAAUGCACCAAAUGUUAGUCAAGCUCCCUACGAUCUAAAUCAGUUACAAUUACGUCAAUUCCUUCCAGGAUCUCAGACUGCCACUACUCCCUCAAACGCUUCACCAACAAAUCGAAUUUAUGUCCGUGGGCGAUCUUCAAUUUCUGUUCCAAGCACGCAUAAUUUAAGUGAUGAUGACAAUG